Messenger RNA from Polychytrium aggregatum, 2197 nucleotides. RefSeq names its product P-loop containing nucleoside triphosphate hydrolase protein. The coding region runs from base 10 to 2172 and encodes 720 amino acids. The transcript has 3 exons. The record is from RefSeq and is a predicted model, not a curated record. Gene Ontology annotation, biological process: microtubule-based movement. Gene Ontology annotation, molecular function: ATP binding; microtubule motor activity; microtubule binding. NCBI's taxonomy places the organism in Eukaryota, Fungi, Chytridiomycota, Chytridiomycetes, Polychytriales.
CGGCGAUUGAUGCAGUUCGAGACACGCAGAUAUCGCAGCAGCUUGACCGAGCGGGAUGCCAAGACACUCGAGUACAGGUCCACCAUCGACGGCUUCACCGAUAUCUUCCAGAAGGACCUUGGAAAGGUCCACGCACAGAUCCUCAAGUCGCGGAAUCAGGAUCGAGUACUUUCAUACGACAAUCCGGACGACCGUAUCCGGGUCUGCGUUCGGAAGCGACCCAUAAACAAGAAAGAGAUUGCUGAAGGCUCCUUCGACAUCAUCACCACGGCGACGGCCUCCUAUCCCUAUUCUCACAUCUAUCUGCACGAGCCCAAGAUCAAGCUGGAUCAAAGCAAGACCAUCGACACCCACAGAUUCCUCUUUGACCACGUCAUUGAUGACCAGUCCUCGAACGAGCAAGUCUACAAGAUGGCCGCUCGGCCGCUGCUCCGACUGUUUCUCGAUGGCGGCAAAGUGUCGCUGUUCGCAUACGGCCAGACUGGCAGCGGCAAGACCCACACCAUCUUUGGGAAGCCCAAGGAUCCCGGCGUCUACUACUACAUCUGCCAGGAUCUGUUCGCCUCACUUGCUUCGCCUGCCUCGCGCUCCGAGAAGCCAAGGCAAGGCCACGGCACAAAGUCGAGUCUGAAUCCAAGUUCGAAUGCGAAUGUGAAUGUGAAUGUGAAGCAGGAUCUCCGCUACUCGGUCGAGGCAAGUUACUUUGAGGUCUAUGGAGGCAAGGCCUACGACCUUCUCAGCCAUGAGCGCUCCCAUCCCCAGCGCAAGCGAGUCCAGUUGCUCGAAGACGGCAAGGGAGAGCUCAAGGUCGUGGGACUCACCGAAAUCAAAGACAUUGCGAGCCCCGAGCAGCUCUACCAGAUCGGAUGCCACGGCAACCAGAUGCGCACGACGGGCUCAACCGAAGCCAACGCCGAGUCCUCGCGGUCGCACGCUGUCUUCCAGAUCACCUUGAAGCAUAAGCUACGCAGGACCGAUGGAACCUGGGCUACCAGCCCCAGAGUCUUUGGCAAGUUUUCACUGAUUGAUCUGGCUGGCUCCGAGCGCGGCGCCGACACCGGGGAUAUCGACAAGGUCCGUCGAUCCGAGGGCAGCGAGAUCAACAAGAGCCUACUGGCGCUCAAAGAAUGCAUCCGGGCACUGCAUCGCCGAAGCAUGAUGGGCGAGCACGCCGCCAACGAGGUUCAUAUCCCCUUCCGAGGGAGCAAGCUCACGCAGAUUCUCCGAGACUCGCUCGUCGACCCAAAGUCGUGCACCGUCAUGGUGGCGACCGUCAGCCCAGGGUCCAACUCGGCCGAGCACUCGCUCAACACCCUGCGGUAUGCCGACCGAGUGAAGGAGUACAAAGGUAAAGGUGCCCGGGCAAAGUCGCUGCCGCCGACCCGACUGGUCAUUGACGGCCCAGCGCAAACCACAAACAACAACGACCCCGAGUGCAGCGAUGGCAACGACUCUGCCAGCCCACAACACAACGACGGCGACGACGAGUCGAUGAUGAGCCCCAACGAGGUGGUUGGCGUCUGCGUUCCGUCGCUGGCUGAGAUGCAGCUCCAGGACGAUGACGACGACGACGACGAUGACGACGAUGACAACAACAGCGACGAGGAGCAAGGCGAUGAGAAUGUGGCCGUGGCCGGUGAACUCGGCACGCUCAAGAGCUCCAUCCACCCUUCGGGCUCGAGCGACGACCACCCAGCGCAUCCGGACCGCUCGGAGGACGAGUCGAUGGGCUCGGAGAGGUCCAGUCCGGCCACCACGGAGCCAGUCGGCGGCGCACGCAGCCCACCACAUGUCGACUUGGCAAAGACCAAGCCAGAGGCCAAGCAGGAGGGGUCGCGCUGUGCCGACGAAGCCUCCCGGGCAGAGCAUGCAGAUGGAGCCAAGAUCCACGAGCCCGCACGCCCGCUGACGGCAUCCUCGCUGCUCGAGGAAGAGGACGCCCUGAUCAACUACCACAUCUCGACGCUCACGUCCAACGCCAAAAUCAUCCAGGACGAGGAGCGGCUGCUGAUGUCGGUGUCGACCGAGGGAUACGACAUUGACGAGUACAUUGACGGACUGGAUGCCGUGCUGGCCACGAAGAUGCAGAUGCUGAUAGAGCUGCAGACGAAACUGGGCCAGUUCCGCCGCCACGUCGAGGAAUACGAGCUGCAGGAGGGAGACCGGCUUUAGGAGACUGUCGCUGAAGGAUCUCUGG